AUGAGUCAACAACGCAUAUUUCGUCAUCAUUCUAAUCUGACACUGACGAUAAAAAACACUGAAGGUCGUCGCACGACAAUAGCAUCUUCCUUAUCUGCUCCAUCAAAUAAUGAAAUAGCUUUCUCUCGAAAUCAAUCCAUUCCAUUGAGCACACAAGUAAAUCGUGAAUCUAUCAUAUUCAUCUGGUUACAUUUGCAAUCACAAUCCACGCCUAAAUUUAUUAGUUCACUUCGAGCAAUCAAUGAUAACGUUCGAACUUACACUGAUGCAUCGACUUGUUUGGAGGCAUUACAAGAUUCAAAAGACAAGAUCUUUCUCAUAUCAUCGUCGGCUAAUGAAAAAUUGAUUGCAACAGUUAACAACAUGCAUAGUAUUGAGGCCAUAUUUGUAUUUGAUCGUGAUGCAAAUUCUGUCAACGGCCAAUAUCAUAAGUUUCUAGGUGUCUUUACUCAACAGGAAGAACUUCUUCAAAUGCUCAAAAAGACUUUAGAUAGAUUUCAACAGAUUCAACUAGAAACAGUUGUAUUUGAAGAAGAUAAAAUAUUUCUCUGGUUACAAUUGUGGAAAGAGGAGGUGACUAUUACAAUUAUGUCUUAUACCAAUUAUUUCUAA
Molecule: messenger RNA, 612 nt
Organism: Rotaria sp. Silwood2
Lineage: Eukaryota; Metazoa; Rotifera; Eurotatoria; Philodinida; Philodinidae
Source: the annotation of a GenBank genome assembly